This is a messenger RNA of Haliotis rufescens (red abalone), 664 nucleotides long. RefSeq lists its product as uncharacterized. NCBI's taxonomy places the organism in Eukaryota, Metazoa, Mollusca, Gastropoda, Lepetellida, Haliotidae. The transcript is spliced from 6 exons. The record is from RefSeq and is a predicted model, not a curated record. Gene Ontology annotation, molecular function: calcium ion binding. Bases 116 to 622 code for a protein of 168 amino acids.
ACUAUAUAAAACUCCACAGUCGUACAACGAGGCGAUCCCGUGAGCUUCAAGGAGUGACGUGGGAGACAGAUAAGGCGGGAUCAGCAGUUCACUAUUUGUCAGCUGGAAAAAGAAGAUGGAGUUGAAACUGGUUUGCGUGUUUUUAGCUAUUGUUGGCUGUAGCCAGGCACAGCAGUACACACAGAUAUGGAACGACAUGUUGAACGGCAACUCUCCUCCCCUCACGACGACGCUGGUUGGGUUGUUUUUUCGAAACAUGAUGCGACCACAGCCUGGCGCAACGACACCGACAGCCACGUCCCGAAACGACUUCAAGUUCUACUGGAUCAACGCCUACCUCGACACUGAGAAGAUCGCCGACGGUCUCUUCUCCUACUUCGACGGCGUCAGGGAUGAGGUUAUCACCGAGGGGGAUAUCCUUCCGAUGAUGAAUAUUGCUGACACUGAUGGGAGCGGAACCAUCUCCAGGGCAGAAUUCAACACUUAUAUGGACUUGGCAUAUGCUUACGCCGGUAACCAGCGUCUGUUGCCCAGUGGGGUCGUCCACCACAACACCCAUCCAAACGUCCACGCCCACAACGUCCACGUCCCGAAUGGACGGCCCUUCCUUGUCGUGGGAUGAAAGUAGCUCGUUCGAUGUCUUCCAUUAAACAGUUGCCCCGUU